AUUUUCUACAUAGACAUCAACCCAAAUCCCAAAAUGGUGGUGACACAAAAAUUCAGCAGAAGAAGAGGAAGAAGAAGAUGAUGAUGAUGACGAAAAGGAAGCACCUCUCCUCCGUUGCUAAUGAUGUUAUUCAUCAAUGCGCAGAGAAAUUGGACACUUCUGUGGAUAAAUUGGUGAGGGAAUUUGAAGCAGAAUGGAUGCCUGAAACAGGAGAUUACUCCAGGAAGUUGGUGGAAUUUUUCGGUUCAAAGGCUCUGAUCACUGAUGUGUGUCGAAAUGUGGAAGAAAAGAUUAGCGACCCAUAUGGAUCAUUUAGCAAGUUCACAUUUGACAUGAUGCUUGCCUGGGAGAAGCCUACCUCUGAGGAUGAGAAUACUCAUACUGAGAGUAUUGCAAAGGAAAAGGAAGAUAUAAAGAAACUUACAGGAGUCAGUAAUGAGCAAGCUGACAUCCCCCUCUUUUACUCGGACCUGAUGCCACUCCUAGUUGAUGAAGGACCAAGUGUUGGAGAAGAUGCUUUUGUGUGGUUGGCGUCGUUAGUUCCAUUAAUUGCUGAUGUUGUUAAUGCAAGAUUCACAUUUGAGACUCUAACAGCACCAACAGGCAACCAGCUCCAUUUUCCUGCAUAUGAUAAAUACCUAAAAGAAAUUGACCAAAGCAUAAAGAAUCUGAAGAAACAAAGUAAGCCAAAAGGCAUGGAGCUAGCUGAUGAUGAAUUUAUAUUGCAUAAGGAGGGUACUGCUAGCACACAGAGAGUAGUGCGCCAUAUUGGAGGAUCAAGUUGGCCUGGUAGGCUUACGCUGACCAACUAUGCUUUAUACUUUGAGACCUCUGGAGUAAUAACAUAUGAUGAUGCUCUUAAGAUUGACCUCUCAAAGAACAUUGAUCACAGUGUGAAACCAAUUGCAACUGGUCCCUGGGGCGCCCCACUAUUUGAUAAGGCGAUAAUGUACGAGUCCCUUGAAUUAUCUGAAGGAGUUAUUCUGGAGUUUCCCGAGAUAACAGGGUCCACAAGGCGUGAUCAUUGGCUGGCUCUUGUGAGGGAAGUUAUAUCAAUGCAUCAGUUUUUGUCAAAAUGUAACUUGGAAUCCUCAUCACAAGCAUGGGAGAUGCAUGCAAGGACCAUAUUAGGGAUUAUAAGGCUCCAUGCAGCAAGAGAAAUGCUAAGAAUUUCAAUCCCUAUACCCACAAAAUUCUUAAUUUUUUCUUUAUGUGAUGAGUUACCAAAGGGAGACUUUGUACUGGAAGAGCUUGCUGAGAGUCUAAAGGGAGUGAAUAGCAGACAUCCAUGUAGUGCAAGCUCAAUACUAAGGAGUAUGAACGCUUCUGUGGCAAUAGUUUCAAGUAAAGAAGUGGAUGAGGCGCACAGAACGAGUAUUCAUGAUCACGAUGACAAUCACACUUCAUUAGAGACUGCCAUUGACCAAGCAAGGAAAGAAGUAAGGGAAAUUAAGGAUGCGAAAGCUAGUACUGAGGGGUUGAAAGAGGAAGGUAUCAGUACAAAUGUUCUCGUUCUUAAGGAACUACUGGAGCCACUUAGAAGUGUGUUCUUGUGGUUUCAAGAAAUUGUAGAAUGGGGAAAACCAGCAAAUACCCUUCUUGCGAUAGCCACAACUCUUCUAAUUAUCUACAAAAAAGCAUUGUUUUGUGAUACAGAGAAUGGGUAGGCAAGGCAAUGUCUCUUAGCUUGCUGCUGGUUGUAGCAAAGAUGCUUCAAGCCAAAAGAAAAAGGAUUCACAACAAAUUGAAUGAAAUUGUUGUAUGCGCUGCCUCUAACCAGACAACAAGAG
Messenger RNA from Rubroshorea leprosula, 1790 nucleotides. Lineage: Eukaryota; Viridiplantae; Streptophyta; Magnoliopsida; Malvales; Dipterocarpaceae. The record is from the annotation of a GenBank genome assembly.